UACAAAACUGCCUCAUUUCUUACUUCAAAAUGCAUUGAGCCCAAUUUUACUAUUUCCCUGUAUUUGCAGAUUUUGGAAAUGAAUCCAGAAGACGAGGCCGAGGAAGAUGGUGCUAACAUUGACCUUGAUUCACAAAGGAAGGGAAAAUGUGUUGUUUUGAAAACAUCUACCCGUCAGACAAUUUUUCUACCUGUUGUUGGACUUGUUGACCCUGACAAGUUAAAGCCUGGUGAUCUUGUUGGAGUGAACAAGGAUAGUUACCUUAUUUUGGACACACUACCAUCUGAAUAUGAUUCUCGAGUUAAGGCUAUGGAGGUUGAUGAGAAACCUACUGAAGACUACAAUGACAUUGGAGGAUUAGAAAAGCAGAUCCAAGAACUGGUUGAGGCCAUUGUGCUGCCCAUGACACACAAGGAGCGGUUUCAGAAAUUGGGGAUCCGGCCACCUAAGGGAGUUCUUUUAUAUGGACCUCCUGGUACUGGAAAAACUUUAAUGGCCCGUGCUUGUGCUGCACAGACGAAUGCUACUUUUCUGAAACUUGCAGGCCCACAAUUGGUCCAG
Messenger RNA from Morus notabilis, 561 nucleotides. RefSeq names its product 26S proteasome regulatory subunit 6A homolog. Gene Ontology annotation, molecular function: ATP binding; proteasome-activating activity; ATP hydrolysis activity. Lineage: Eukaryota; Viridiplantae; Streptophyta; Magnoliopsida; Rosales; Moraceae. The transcript has 3 exons. Gene Ontology annotation, cellular component: proteasome regulatory particle, base subcomplex. The annotation marks the transcript as partial. The record is from RefSeq and is a predicted model, not a curated record. Gene Ontology annotation, biological process: proteasome-mediated ubiquitin-dependent protein catabolic process.